CUAACUUUUAGCGCAUCGACACAAUUCAAAAAUACAAAAAUAAAACAUGAAAGUUUUAGAGUUAUACAGUGGUAUAGGCGGUAUGCAUUUAGCAUUAAAAGAAAGUGAUUUGGAAUACAACGUUGUAGCUUCAAUCGAAAUUAACAACGCAGCAAACGAAAUAUACAAACUAAAUUUCCCAAAUACACCCUUGUAUAAUUUAAACAUAGAAGGUUUGACCCCGGAAUUUGUGAACAAAUUAAACCCCGAUACAAUUUUAAUGUCUCCCCCUUGCCAGCCUUUCACGAGGAACGGUUUGCAGAAUGAUGUGAAAGAUCCGAGAACUGCAUCUUUCAUUCACGUGUUAAAGUUACUUGAACACGUAAACGUAGAGCGAAUACUGAUAGAAAAUGUUAAGGGUUUUGAGAAAUCGGAAAUGAGGGAGAUAUUGGUGGAUACUUUGAAGAAAAACGGGUUCGAGUAUCAGGAGUUUAUUUUGAGUCCUCAUCAAAUAGGUGUGCCUAAUUCAAGGCAUAGGUAUUACUGUAUAGCGAAAAAACAGCCAGGAUUCUCUUUCGAAGCAGGACCUUUGAAAGUGGACUUUAUAAAAUCUCCUACAAAAGAGUGUUUUUCAAUAGGAAGUAUAUUAGAAGAAAAUGUCGAUAAACAAUAUUUUUUAUCCGAUAAAAUAUUAAGUAAGUACUAUGGGGUGCUGGAUAUUUCUUAUAAACAAUCUACAAGGUCUUGUUGCUUCACUAAAGCAUACUCUAGAUUUAUCGAGGGUACAGGGAGUGUUGUUACGGAUAAGAAUGAGAACGAGGUUGUUGAAGUUUUUGAGAAAUUAAAAACUCUCGAUUCGGAUGCAACCAAAUUAGAGCUCUUACGUUCAUUGAAUUUAAGAUUUUUCACACCUAAAGAAGUCUGUAGACUUAUGAGUUUCCCUGAUGAUUUCGUAUUCCCUGCAUCAAUAAGCAAUCGAAAAAAGUACAUGGUUCUAGGAAAUAGCAUCAACGUUAAAGUAGUAUCUGAAUUAAUAAAAACAUUAAAUACUUAA
Phyllotreta striolata is the source of this 1033-nucleotide messenger RNA. Lineage: Eukaryota; Metazoa; Arthropoda; Insecta; Coleoptera; Chrysomelidae. The record is from the annotation of a GenBank genome assembly.